This is a messenger RNA of Paraglomus occultum, 1143 nucleotides long. Lineage: Eukaryota; Fungi; Glomeromycota; Glomeromycetes; Paraglomerales; Paraglomeraceae. The record is from the annotation of a GenBank genome assembly.
AUGUAUAUUCCAAGACGAACACUUUAUCAUUCCACUCUUCGUCUUGCAACUCACCCGUCAUGUUCCGUCCGCCUAUUGACAACGACUGCCAAACAACCACCCUCCUUUUCGACAAAAACGCGCAACUUUGUUCUUGGUACAGCUAGCAUUUUUGCGACCGUGCUUUUUCUCGAUUACUACUUUGACUCUCGAGCUGCGAUCCACAAAUACCUUUUAAUGCCGGUUCUACGAGGAGUCCUCGAUGCGGAAGACGCACAUCGAUUGGCAAUAUGGUCGGCCAAAUGGGGAUUGAGCGCAAGUGAUCGAGUAAAGGAUGAUGAGAGAUUAGCUGUGGAAGUGUGGGGAAGAAAAAUGGCGAAUCCGGUGGGAUUGGCUGCUGGUUUUGAUAAGCAUGGUGAAGCGAUUGAUGGAUUAUUUGAUAUAGGUUUUGGUUAUGUCGAGAUUGGAAGUGUCACACCAAAACCACAGCCUGGUAAUCCGAAACCACGCGUUUUUCGCCUACCCCAAGAUAGAGCAUUAAUAAAUCGUUACGGAUUUCCAUCUGAUGGCCACCGGACUGUCGCUCUACGUCUCCGCGAGCGUAUACGUCGAUAUAUCUACGGCACUCUAUCACAUCACCCCAAAGAGACUGCUCGAUUACUUGCAUCUUCUCCCGAUGGCUUUGGUACUCUCGUUGAUGCCAUCGGCGUCAACAGAAGUUUGUAUGGGAGUAAGUUGCUGGGCAUCAAUCUGGGGAAGAAUAAAUCUAGUGACGUCGAAUCGGUAGAAGAUUAUGUAAAAGGCGUUAAAGAGUUGGGGGAUUAUGCUGACGUUCUUGUGAUUAAUGUGAGCAGCCCAAAUACGCCUGGGUUACGGAGUUUGCAAAAGAGAGAGAAACUGGAAAAAUUAUUGAGAGAGGUCAUAAGAGCACGAAAUACUCUUAGCAAACCACAACCGCCGUUGCUGGUUAAAAUAUCACCUGAUUUAUCAGAUGAAGAGCUUGAUGACAUUUCCGAUGUAGCAGUCGCUACUGGCGUAGACGGUAUCAUUAUUUCAAACACGACUAUUUCUAGAGCAGACACUCUCUUCAGUGGCAAGUAUAUACAUAUGAGAAUCAAUAUGGAUGAGUUGCAUUUUUACCUUUCAGCAUUCUCACAAAAUUAA